AUGCCUCGUGUAGUGGCGGAGAAUGAAGUGGAUAGCAUGGCGGCGUUUUACCAAAGAGGACAGGUGGCUGCCUCUCCGUCUCUCGGAGAGCUUCUUAAGUUCGUCGGAGACAUAAGGAAGGAGGCGAACGGUGAUGAGACUCCGGCGCAUCGUGUUUUGGAGAUGAGCGAAACCAGCAACGAGCCUAGAUCGUUGCCGUUUGUUUUGAAGUUCAAUAAUCUAACUUACAGUGUGAAAGUUCGGAGAAAGAUGGCGGUUCCUUCUCUGUUUGGUCGCCGGGAGAGGCUUGGUGAUUCUUCUGUUGGAAGUGAGCAUCUGUUUUCCAGAAGCAAGGUUCUGUUGAAUGAUAUCUCCGGUGAAGCGAGGGACGGCGAGUUAGUGGCGGUGUUAGGUGCGAGUGGAUCUGGAAAAUCAACUUUGAUCGAUGCUCUGGCGAAUCGGAUCGCGAAAGGAAGCUUGAAAGGAACUGUAACGUUGAACGGCGAGCAAUUGGAAUCUCGAUUACUUAAGGUGAUUUCAGCUUAUGUGAUGCAGGACGAUCUGUUGUUUCCAAUGUUAACAGUCGAGGAAACUCUCAUGUUCGCCGCCGAGUUCCGUCUUCCUCGAACAUUCUCCAAAUCGAAGAAGAAGCUUAGAGUUCAAGCCUUAAUUGACCAAUUAGGGCUCCGAAACGCUGCUAAAACAGUCAUCGGUGAUGAAGGACACAGAGGUGUUUCAGGUGGAGAACGCCGCCGUGUCUCGAUCGGAAUCGACAUCAUUCACGAUCCGAUUAUUUUGUUUCUGGAUGAACCGACGUCAGGGCUUGAUUCAACCAGUGCUUACAUGGUCGUCAAAGUUUUACAACGGAUUGCACAAAGCGGCAGCAUCGUGAUGAUGUCCGUACACCAGCCGAGCUACCGUCUUCUUGGAUUACUCGACCGCCUACUGUUUCUGUCCCGGGGACAGCCCGUCUACAACGGAUCUCCGGCGGAACUUCCGUUAUUCUUCUCUGAUUUCGGACGUCCGAUUCCAGAUAAGGAGAAUCGGACGGAAUUUGCGCUUGAUUUGAUCAGAGAACUGGAAGGGACUCCCGGAGGAACCAAAAGGCUGGUGGAAUUCAACAAAACCUGGCUAAACCGGAAGCAAAAUCUCAACGGAAACGAAACCCCAACCCAUGGAUUAACUCUCAAAGAAGCAAUUAGUGCAAGCAUAUCCAGAGGCAAACUAGUCUCCGGCGCCGGCGCCAACAACGGGACUAAUCCGACUGCUAUGGUCCCAACAUUUGCUAAUCCAAUGUGGAUGGAAAUGGCGGUUUUAUCAAAACGAUCCUUUACAAAUUCACGAAGAAUGCCUGAGCUAUUCGGAAUCCGAUUAGCUGCGGUGACAAUCACCGGUUUCAUACUCGCCACGGUGUUCUGGAACCUCGAUAAUUCCCCAAGAGGUGUUCAGGAACGAUUAGGGUUCUUCGCAUUCGCCAUGUCCACAACCUUCUACACCUGCGCCGACGCCUUACCGGUCUUCCUCCAAGAACGCUACAUUUUCAUGAGAGAAACCGCCUACAACGCUUACCGGCGAUCUUCAUACGUACUAUCUCACUCACUCGUUUCAAUCCCAUCACUCAUCUUCCUCUCACUCGCAUUCGCCGCCAUUACUUUUUGGGCGGUGGGACUCGCCGGAGGUGUUUCAGGUUUCAUCUUUUACUUCUUUGUGAUACUAGCAUCCUUCUGGGCAGGAAGCUCAUUCGUUACAUUUCUCUCCGGCGUCGUUCCUCAAGUGAUGCUCGGUUACACCAUUGUCGUCGCGAUUCUAGCUUACUUCCUUCUAUUUAGUGGAUUCUUCAUCACUCGUGAUCGAAUCCCAGGUUACUGGAUAUGGUUUCACUACCUUUCUCUUGUCAAGUACCCUUACGAAGCUGUUCUACAGAAUGAAUUCGAUGACCCUAUCAAAUGCUUCAUCCGAGGAACUCAGAUCUUCGACAACAGCCCACUCGCCGCCGUGGAUAACACCGUGAAAGCAAAACUAUUGCAAAGCAUGAGCGGAUCACUCGGCAUCAAUAUCAGCAGCAGCACUUGCCUGACCACCGGCGUCGAUAUAUUGAAGCAACAAGGGAUCACCGACCUGAGCAAAUGGGGUUGCUUGUGGGUAACAGUCGCAUGGGGGUUCUUCUUCAGGGUUCUGUUCUAUUUAUGCUUAUUGGUGGGAAGCAAAAACAAGAGGAGGUAA
Molecule: messenger RNA, 2202 nt
Organism: Lactuca virosa
Lineage: Eukaryota; Viridiplantae; Streptophyta; Magnoliopsida; Asterales; Asteraceae
Source: the annotation of a GenBank genome assembly